AUGUCUUCCACAGCCUGUUGCUCUGGCUUUGAACAUUCUGGGGAGCCAAAAGGACGCGUGGAGUCACUACAUGGUCUACCUACCUAUGUGGCUGAACCCAGCAAUAAUGCAGAGAUCAAAGCUGUCAUUGUAAUGAUCCCCGAUGCCUUUGGUUGGGAGUUCGUCAAUUUGCGGCUUCAAUCCGACAUUUUUGCAGAUAGGCUAGGGGUGCAGUGCUUACUGCCGGACUUUAUGAAUGGUCAGUUCGAGAUUGCCGUCAUGUACGGCUGGUCAGAAGUUCAAUCAUUGACAGACGCAAUCCGCCUGGCGCAUGGAACUGAGAUCACAAACAGUGGCAAACCGCUGAUCGACGUAGCAUAUGUUGCCCAUCCCUCAGCCCUCGAGCUUCCCGUGGACAUUGAGAAAAUCUCAAUGCCAACGCUCAUCUCUCAAGGCACGGAAGACUUCGUGCUGGACAAGAAGGGUAUCAAGGUCAUUCAGGAAGUCUUUGAGAAAAAGAAGACUGAAGCCCGUGAAGGGUCAGAGGGACAGAGGUAUGAUAUUAAGGUCAUUGAGGGCGCCAUGCAUGGCUUUGCUGUGAGGGGAGACCCUGACGAUAAAGCGGAGCUAGAAUACGCACAAAUAGGCGAGGAUCAAGCGGUCGAAUGGUUUAAACAAUGGUUGGUCAAAACCUGA
Bacidia gigantensis is the source of this 675-nucleotide messenger RNA. RefSeq lists its product as uncharacterized. Bases 1 to 675 code for a protein of 224 amino acids. The transcript is spliced from 2 exons. Lineage: Eukaryota; Fungi; Ascomycota; Lecanoromycetes; Lecanorales; Ramalinaceae. Gene Ontology annotation, molecular function: hydrolase activity. The record is from RefSeq and is a predicted model, not a curated record.